AUGGCUGCUGGACAACCGACGGCGAUGAUCGCGAACCGGCAGAAUGGGGGCCGGCAGACUCGUGGCAGAAAUCGUGGAGGACAGUGGCAGGGACGUGGCCGUGGUGGAAAUGGUCGCGGACGGGGUGGCUCCCCUCGCUGUCAGAUUUGUCGUUCGCACGGGUAUACCGCCAUUUUUUGCUUCCGGCGAUACACCGAUCAACCCCCACCGCCGCAGGCCAACUUGGCAGUAAGCCAGGACGUCGGACCACCGCAGGACGCCGCGGCAUGGUUUCCCGACACCGGCGCAAGUUCCCAUGCAACUCCCGAUCCCACCAUGAUGUCACACUCCGAGGAUUACUCUGGCAAUGAUGUCCUCCGUGUUGGUAACGGUACAGGUUUGAGUAUUUCUAGUGUAGGUUGUGCAACGAUUCCAUCGGUUUCUAAAUCUCUAAAAGUGUCAAAUCUAUUGCAUGUGCCUAGUUUAUCGGUGUCUUUAUUAUCUGUUAAUCGGUUUGCCACUUACAAUAAUGUCUUUUUUGAGUUUCACCCAACUUACGUUGUUGUGAAGGACUGCAUAACCAAGGGGGUGCUGCUUAAGGGUCCCAGUGUGGGUGGUCUGUACUCCUUAACUGUCCCACGGUCUCACUUGGCGUUUCUGUCAGCUCGGACCACGUCUGCUAUUUGGCAUUGUCGUCUAGGCCACCCGCAUGCUCGUGUCCUCCAACAUGCGCUCAAGUCCUGUCCAGUUACAUCACACAAAUCUGGUCCACCAGGUCUUUGCUCGGCAUGUCAGUUGGGCAAAUCUAGUCGCCUUCCUUUAGCUAGAAUAAAUUACACUAGUCAUGCUGUUUUAGAUCUAGUGUACUCAAACAUUUGGGGUCCUGCCCCCGUUAUUUCUGCUGAUGAAUCUGGUUCGCAGGCACACAUGCAAGGUCCUAUAUUGGACAAACCAUGGGGGUCCAGUCCAAUUGUGCCAAAUAUUGGGCAUGUACCUCCUUUGGCAUCCGUCCCAGUUGUUGCGCCUCAAGCUGUUUCACGUGCUCGAGCACCUAAACGACGCAGGGUGGUAGCUCCCACAGCCCAAGGUCAUGUAAUGCGUCUACGCCGCAUGACGCGAGGGACUGAUGAGCAAUUCCAUGCUCUCAUCACGCACACCGCUGCUACCGAUCCUACCUGUUAUACCCAGGUUGUGGUCCAUCCUCAAUGGCGGGAUGCUAUGGACCAGGAGUUUAAUGCUUUGCUCCACAACAAAUUUUGGGAUCUUGUUCCUGCUAAACCCGGCAUGAAUGUUAUUGGUUGUAAGUGGGUAUACCGCACCAAGAGGAAAGCUGAUGGGUCCAUUGACCGCUAUAAAGCCCGUCUAGUGGCCAAGGGCUUUAACCAGACUGUGCGACAAUUAGAUGUCCACAAUGCCUUCUUGAAUGGGCGCUUGGCUGAAACUGUCUACAUGCGGCAGCCACCAGGAUAUGAAGAGCCUGCUCAUCCUGAUCAUGUCUGUCACCUCCGCCGUUCUUUGUAUGGCUUGAAACAGGCACCACGUGCCUGGUUCAAGCGUCUUCAUGAUUUUUUGCUUAGUGUAGGAUUCUCAGCAUCACGGACCGAUGUCUCUCUUUUUUACUACUCCGCUGCUGUAUUCAAAAUCCGGGAUCCGGGCAAACCGACUUUCUUUCUCGGCAUUGAAACUCUAUUUGUGGACGGGAAUCUAUUGCUUUCUCAACGACGGUACAUGGGUGAUCUCCUUAACCGUGCAGGUAUGGUUGACUGCAAGCCACUUUCCACUCCCGCUUCUACAACAAAGGCCGUUACUCCGUCUGAUGAGGUGUAUGACAAUCCCACUCAAUAUCGGCGUUUGGCGGGUGCUUUGCAAUAUCUCACUAUUACACGCCCCGAUCUUUUCUAUGCGGUCAACAAGCUAUGUCAGUUUAUGCAUGCACCCACAGUUGAACAUUGGGGUCUUUUGAAACGUGUAUUACGCUACGUUAAAGGCACCUUACAUUACGGACUGCGUUUUUCACGUUCGUCCUCUUCUGCUAUUCAUGCCUACUCCGACUCCGACUGGGCGGGGUGUCCCGUUGAUCGCAAAUCCACUAACAGCUAUGCUGUUUUUCUCGGUGACAAUUUAGUUUCCUGGGUCUCCCGCAAGCAACGCACCGUUACUCACUCAUCUACUGAGGCCGAAUACAAAGGGCUUACCGAUGUAGCCGCUGAAGUUACCUGGGUUGUCUCUCUCCUUCGUGAGCUACACCUUGCAUCCAGUCGCCCCACCGACUCUUUGGUGUGA
Molecule: messenger RNA, 2262 nt
Organism: Ipomoea nil (Japanese morning glory)
Lineage: Eukaryota; Viridiplantae; Streptophyta; Magnoliopsida; Solanales; Convolvulaceae
Exons: 4
Coding region: 1-2262 (753 amino acids)
Source: RefSeq, a predicted model, not a curated record